AGAUUAUUACUUUUAUUUAGCUAAAGCACCUGAAUCAGCAUUCAAAUAACUCUAGACUAGACCAGAGAGUGUCCUCUUCGACGCAACUCCAACAUGGCGUUGAUGUUAUUCGGGACAAUAGCGAUACUUGUUCUGAUUUCAACGACACUGUCGCAGGAGCAUAACUUAAAGCCACCGUAUUUUGCGACCGGCAAGCCCCCGAUUCUUCAAGCUGAAAACGCGACUGCACAAAAGGAUGAUAAACUUCACAUUUUCUCGAUAUGUCCGGAUAACUUCGCAGCUUGCCUGAAAGGAUGCCCGUAUAAUAUAUCUCGUGUUAGACGGUGUAUUACUUGCAAUUGCCAAGGGAUUCCAUCGGUUGGAAGUGGAGGAAUGUCGCAUGGUCUUAACUUUACAGGAACAAAAAUGAACAUGAGUGUUAGUGGCCAACAACCAAAAUUUGUUCGCAAGAUUGCGGUUGGACCUGUCACCCUAUUCAUUGGUAGUUACGAUUCCACUUGGUGGAAACAUGCAUUUCCAGGGGCUCAAAUCUUAAAACAAGGUAUUUCCGGACAUCCGUACGUUCUCUAUGACAUAAAGAAAAACAAUGUGACCGAUGAAGACAGCCUAAUGUACGUGAAAGAGUACCUUCGUGACGCGAAUUUUUCUCAUCGACCGAUAGUUCUUCCCGUGGCAUUUUUGAAACCAAAAAGUGGCGUGGCAUCUAGUUUUGACGCUUUCAAAAGACAGAUGCACCAGGGUGUACUUCACUUACCCUUUAAAGUGAAUGCUUCAAAGACACAUCCUCUUCCAGCUGUUGCUUUUCCAAAUUGCAUGUUAAUGAUGAAUGAUUCGGAUUUGGUGCAAAAUAAAACGAUGUUGUAUCUUUUAACACGGCUUUUCUCAAAUCCAUCCGUUUCCCUGCAGAUUGGUAAAAUUAUUCAAAAACUUUCACCCGGGAAAUAUCUCAAUCUUACCAAUGUGAUGUCUUGUGUGAACAAAACGAGCGAGUUUAUGGGCAACGGUACAAAAAUGAACAUAGAAAAGAGGAUUCUGAAAUUUUUGAAUCGAUUUUCUGCUUUACAAGGAAAUCAUUCAUUCUCAAAGCUACUUGAACAAAUGAACGGCACCUUAUUUGCAAGCAAUUGUAGUGAUUACAAUAGAAACAAAACUCUUAGAUUUCGCGUAUUUAUUCAGAAAAUGCAUAACGCAAGUCUAAGGAACAGUGAUGCAGAAAAACUGGAUUCGUUUAGGCGUCUUUUGGUUGAAAUUCAUAAACUCGAUCUUAAUGUUACCACAUUUGUCUGUAUCAAAGAACAUGUACGGCAUUCAUUGAUGGAAUUUCUCAAACAUCUAGUUGAAGCAUUAGGAAACGGUGACCCGACUAUCACACCUUUACCGAUUGCAAAUAAAGAACAAAUGCUUGCCGAUAUAAUAAACCGCUAUACAAACGGUAACGUUACUUUUGAUACUGUUCUCCAAGCACUGAAAAACGUAAGAGGGCUAGACAAGGAACAUUACUUAAGUUAUACAAACUUUGUGGAACUGAUUAAAAGGCUAAUACAGAUUUCAGGAAACAGUUUAAAAUAUUCCAGGCCAAUGAUUUCAGAUCUUAUAAAGGAUGAUAUGAAGUUUAAAGAUGCCAUCAUGGAUUUUUAUGAUAUUCAUACUGAAAUCUUAAAACCUGGUGUCGGCGGUAUAAAAGAAUUGCUCUCUAGUUUAAUGAAGAUUAUUAGCGGUUCAUAUGAAGCGAGCGACCUAUCUAAAGCGAGCUACCCAUCUGAAGAAUCAAAAACAUACAAUCCCCGACUGGUUGCAAAGGUUAUACAAAAAUAUUCGAAAGAAUUCGGUAACUUUUUAACCUCUUUGAAGAUGGUUAUGGGAGAUGCUCUUUCACAUCCCAAAUAUGUUUCAACUGCACUCAACGAUUUUGAAAAUUUGAUUGAAAAACUGAAAACUUAUGCAUCCAUAUCGAAUGAGAAUGAUUUGACUGAAAAGCUUGCAAGUUUUGUUCGUAGUCAAAGUGAUUUUAUCGAUCCUGUUACCGAAUUUCACAAGCAUGCUGAUGUUCUGAAAAGCUCACUCGGCCUGAAUAUUGCAGUAUUAAAAUUUGCGACGGAACUCUGGGAUGCCAUCAAUGCGAAAGUAUUUCUAAAUUCCACAGACCACGCUCGGCACCAAAACGCAACUUUGUCUGAUUGUAUGUUAGAAAACUUAUCCAAUUAUACCAGAACUAUAAAAUUUGUUGAUGUGAUAGAAAACUUGGUAGACAUAUUUUGCAACGCGUCCCAAAAAAAUUUGUCAGCAUCUGUCAAGUAUGAAAUGAAGGAAGAGAAGGAAAAAGAAAUGCCUGAAGCUGAUGAAAUGUUUGAGAUACCUUUUACGGAAGAAAUAAAAACUGAUGGAACUGAUAUCUGCACGACUUUAAAGAGAACCCUGAAUGCCUCUAGCAUGUCACUAAACAUGACGUUGGCAGAAGCAAUUUCAAAAUUCCAACAAUCUGUAACUUCAAUGGUUGAAGCUUCAACAAUGAAUGGGGGAUUCAAUAUGCCUAACAUCGCCGAAAUGCAGCAUGGUAAUAAGCCAGAUGAUAUUCCAGGCUAUUAUGAUAAUUAUAACAAAAGUUUUGAUUUCGCACGAAGUGCGAUAUCGUCCAGUACUGUGACCACGCUUCUGUAA
Styela clava is the source of this 2658-nucleotide messenger RNA. The record is from RefSeq and is a predicted model, not a curated record. Lineage: Eukaryota; Metazoa; Chordata; Ascidiacea; Stolidobranchia; Styelidae.